This is a messenger RNA of Moesziomyces aphidis, 630 nucleotides long. The record is from the annotation of a GenBank genome assembly. NCBI's taxonomy places the organism in Eukaryota, Fungi, Basidiomycota, Ustilaginomycetes, Ustilaginales, Ustilaginaceae.
AUGGACGCCAAGCAGAUCAAGCGCGAGGAAAAGGUUCUGGCCAAGGAGGCCAAGGCUGACGACAAGCAGCUCAAGUCUGCCCAGAAGUCUUUCGAGAAGGACAAGAAGAAGGAUGCCAAGCUUCUCAAGGCGCACGCUAAGGCCGAGAAGGAGCACCAGAAGGCGAUCAAGAAGGAGCACAAGCUGCAAGCCAAGCUAGAGAAGCAGCAGGCCAAGUACAACGAGUCUGUUCGCACCCUGGAGGAGAAGAAGAUGAAGGUCGAGAACGCCAACAAGGCGCUCAACGAGCACCGCGGCAAGCUGCAGAACACCGAGCAGCACCUUGCUUCCGCCCAGCACAACAAGGCUACUGGCGAGACCGAGCGUCACCGCCACAAGGAGGCACUUGCUGCCAACGGUAGCGCUCCUGUGACCAGCACCCCUGCUGCCCAGACUACCGCUACGUCAGUGACGGCUAACCCCGCGGCCAACACGGUGCCUGCCACCAACACCUCCCAGCCCAUCGCCCCCGCUUCGGCCUACGGCUCCACCCCUGCCGCCAACACUGGAUACGCUGCCCCCGCCAACAACGCCUACGCCGCUCCCGCUACCACUGGUGCCUACACCGCCCCGGCCGUCGGCGCCCACUAA